AUGGCCACAGCAGUGAGCGGAGAGGGUCUCGUCAUCCCCCUCAUCGACUUCUCGGGCUUCCUGCACGGCGACGCCGCUGAGCGCCAGGCCACGGCCCGCGCGAUCCUCCACGGCUUCCAGACGGCGGGCUUCAUCUACCUCAAGAACCACCCGAUCGACGAGGCGACGCUGGCGCGGGCCUUUGCCGCCUCGGCCGCCUUCUUCGCGCAGGCCGACGAGGCCAAGCUCGCGCUCGGCUGGACGACGCCCGAGGCCAACAGGGGCUACUCGGCGCCGGGCCGCGAAAAGGUCAGCCAGCUCACCGACGUCAGCGCCGUGUCGGCCGUGCGGCAGGCGGCGCCGGACCUGAAGGAGUCGUUCGAGAUUGGCCGCGAGGGCGUGCCGGGGCACCCGAACCAGUGGCCGGCCGAGGGCGAGGGCGAGAGCGAGGGCGACGCCGCCGCCGCGGCAGCGGUCGCGGGCUUCCGGGCCGAGAUGCUCGCCUUCUUCGCGCGCUGCAAGGCGCUGCACGUGGAGGUGAUGCGGGCCAUCGGCGCCGGCAUGGGCCUCGCCGACGGCUUCUUCGACGGCUUCACCGACGACGGCGACACACGCUGCGGCUGCUGCACUACCCGGCCGUCGACCCGGCCGUCGACUACCGGUCCCGUCACGCUGCUGUUCCAGGGCGCCCGCGGCGGGCUGCAGGUGCGCGGGCCCGCCGGCCGCUUCGUCGACGCGACCCCCAUCCCCGGCACCGUCGUCGUCAACGCCGGCGACCUGCUGGCGCGCUGGAGCAACGACACCAUCCGCAGCACCGUCCACCGCGUCGUCGAGCCGCCCGGCGGCGGCGCCGACGGGGACGUCUACCCGCCGCGGUACAGCAUUGCGUGA
This is a messenger RNA of Verticillium dahliae VdLs.17, 870 nucleotides long. Its product is annotated as thymine dioxygenase. The record is from RefSeq and is a predicted model, not a curated record. The coding region runs from base 1 to 870 and encodes 289 amino acids. The transcript has 3 exons. Lineage: Eukaryota; Fungi; Ascomycota; Sordariomycetes; Glomerellales; Plectosphaerellaceae.